AUGCAAUUAUCACUCAAAUUCAUUUCGGUUGUAUUGGCACUGGUUACGGCUGCUUUAGAUGCACCUGUUGACUUAGGAGCACGGCCCAUGUUUAUGCCGGGCCCGAUUGUGCCUGAUGAGUCGUACACGGGCUACAACCCAUUCAAGGCGGCGGUGACGACGACUGGAUCUGAUAACUAA
Molecule: messenger RNA, 180 nt
Organism: Malassezia globosa CBS 7966
Lineage: Eukaryota; Fungi; Basidiomycota; Malasseziomycetes; Malasseziales; Malasseziaceae
Exons: 1
Coding region: 1-180 (59 amino acids)
Source: RefSeq, a predicted model, not a curated record